CUGCGCAGGGGUUAGUUAGGCUGAGUUAGUUCUGUCACCAGGUCUGCAGUUCCUGGUCUCUCAGGGACAUAAAAUUUCAGGGGUGGAGGUGAAGUGGAGGAAUCCACCAUACAUCUCUGCACCCUUGCAGAAUUUCAGUCUGGGGUCCAGGCACCCUACAGCACCCCCCUCUGUAAUCCUCUGAGCUCCCACCCUCACUCGUGUCUCUGGGAGGCUCUGAGGCAAAGGGGUGUGGCCCCCGUGGGGUGGGGUGGGGUUGAGACACUGGCCAUAGAGCCACCUGUGUGACACAGGAGCUCAGCUAUAUACCCUCUGCCAGCCAGGCCAAGGGAGAGGAGAUCCAGGGACACGCCUUGCCCGCACUGCCUCUUGUGAUAGGAGAGAGUCAUGAACCCCGAGUCUCUGCUCCCCUAUCACACAGCCCACAGCCGCUCCGCAGUGGGCAUGUUCAACAGGGCCAUGGGGAAACUACAGCGACACCUGCACAAGGGGGAGUACGACAUCUUCAAGUACGCGCCUAUAUUUGAGAGCGACUUUAUCCAGAUCACCAAAAGGGGAGAAGUUAUCGAUGUGCACAACCGGGUCAGAAUGGUGACCGUGGGCAUCGCGUCCACCAGCCCCAUCCUCCCGCUACCGGACGUCAUGCUGCUGGCCCGACCGGCCACCGGCUGUGAAGAGCAUGGCGGGCGUGGCCAGGCCACCAAGGGAAAAGGCCGCAAGGCUACCAAGACCUUAGAGCUCACCAGGCUCCUUCCCUUGAAGUUCGUGAGGAUCUCCAUUCACAACCGCGAGAAACAACAGCUGCGCCUCAAGUUCGCCACUGGCCGCUCGUGCUACCUGCAGCUGUGCCCCACUCUGGACACACGGGAAGACCUCUUCACCUACUGGGAAAAGCUCGUGUACCUCCUGCGACCACCAGUGGACAGCAACAGCAGUACCUACGCCCUCCCAGCGGACAUGCUUUGCAUGCCUGUGUUUGAAGAAGAGGACAAGAGGAGCCCAGCAGGGGCGGAUUUCCAAGGAAAGGGCCAUCAGGAUCAGGUCAGCAUCAGGAGCCUCCACGUGGUCUCCGAGGUGGCCGGGGCCACCUCUGCAGCUUUUGCAGGUGGGGAGGGGACCCGUCAGGCCUCCCACAAACCCGAUGCAGCCGCCGCCACCCCAAAACCUGCAGAGCUCCACAGGGAGUCGGCAGCAGAGCCACACGUAGAGCUGGCGGCGGCCGUGGCAGCUCGGGAGGCGGCGGGGGCGGCAGCGGUGGUGACAGGAGGGACGGCCGUGGGGUUCGCAGCAGGGAUCGCAGCGGACACCGCGGCAGGCGCUUUGAGCGUGGCCUUGACCAAGUCAGCCGCCCCGGAUCGGCUAGGCGCGGCCGUAGCAGGUGCAGCCACCGCGGGGCCGGGAGGAAGCAGGACCAACCUAGCCAUUGCGGGCACCGCCAACUUCUCCCCGGAGAGCAGGAACCUGGCCUUGGCAGGUGCCGCGAAGAUCCCCGGGUUUACUUCCGGCUCGUCGACCAGCCUCUCCCAGCCGGCCCGCAGGACCCCGACCUUCGCAGGGACAGAGGGCGCCCGCAAGACUGUGGCGGGAAACGUGGAGAGAGCGCUCCUCUCCGACGCGCAGAGCGGAGUUGCGGAGGGUGAGCAGGCGGGAAGGCAGCCGCGCCACGGCCAGAGGGAGCGCAGGGACAAGGAGCGAACCUUUCGGGACUCCCGUCGCCGCAGGGCAGCCGACACGCGCCACAAGGCCGGGGGGGACAAGACCAACCGGAAAGCCUCCGGGCGGUCCUUAGCCGGCCACAGAGCCGCGAGGGAGGACAAGGACAAGGCCCGCGGCAGCCCCGGGGGCGGGAGGCGAGCCCCCCACAAAGGCAUCGGCCACGCUCCCAUCCCCAAGGAGUCCAGGGCCUCCCACAAAUCGGAGCGGAGCUUAUCCACCGCCAGCUCGGGGUUAGCCACCAAGAGACUGGGCAGGAUCGGGUUGUUCCUGAGGAACGUCAAAGCCAACCUUACUACCAGGACCACGGGCUCCCUACGCGGCAGAGACGUGGACGUGCUGCCUAAGGCGGUGGACAGGAGCGGGCUGGAGGCCAUCGAGGCCUCGGAGAACUGCCAGGGCCUGGAGAGCGCGGGGAGAGGGACAUCUGACAUUAUGGAGACAGUGACCUUCAAAGCCCCUUAGUAGGGCUUUCCUCACAGCAGUUUAAAUAAAGAACCAUAUAA
Messenger RNA from Acinonyx jubatus (cheetah), 2219 nucleotides. RefSeq names its product golgi associated RAB2 interactor family member 4 (gene GARIN4). The transcript has a single exon. The record is from RefSeq and is a predicted model, not a curated record. NCBI's taxonomy places the organism in Eukaryota, Metazoa, Chordata, Mammalia, Carnivora, Felidae. Gene Ontology annotation, cellular component: nucleus. The coding region runs from base 388 to 2178 and encodes 596 amino acids.